CGUCGUUCAUCUCUCUCUCUCUCUCUCUCUCUUUCUGGUUGCAUUUUGCUCCAUAGUGAAUCUCGCACUGUUAUUAUUUUCGGUCUCUGUCAGACCCUUCAUUUCCGUUUUCUUCCAAUGGCGCUAAUACUGUGGCGAAUGUAGUAAGAAAGGAGCAAAAAGUGGCCCAAAAUAAGAACGGGAUCCACGUUCGAGUUGAUGAGAAAAGGCUAAACGAAAGAAGGUGGCAAAUUUUUUAUUCUCAGAGGACGUCUACAGUCAUCACUCAACUAACAGCUAUGGAUCCUCAACUGAAUGAGGACAAUGGAUCACCCUCAAUUUCUAAGGCAGAGGACAAUUUAUCCAAUAGUGAUGGACCCUUGCUCAAAAAACGAGAGAUUUCAAGGGACCCUAGUUCUACUAGGGAUAAUGUGCGAUCAUCAAUGGGGGCUGUAUUCUCAUCGUCCCUGAUUCGUCGUGAGCACUGGCGAGAAAAUUCGUGUGAUGUUGUGAAAAAAUAUUCAGGAAAUGAAGAGAAGCAAACAAAUAAUUGCUUGUGGAUGAUGACGUUCAUUUUGGGCAUCAUUGGACUCUGCAAUCUGCUUUUAAGCGCAACAAUCAUUAUCGUGCUUCGAGUGAGUCAAGGAAUGGAGGCACUGGAAGUCAUCCCAGACGAAAACCUUGUCAAAUUUUAUGGAAACACUGAUCUGGAUAGAGUAUGUCUGGAACGUGGAAUCUGCGAGGGCUACGGCGACGAGCCAGUCGAACUUGUGGGUGACGACGGCGGAGUCAGCAUUGAGGUGACAAGUCGAAUCCGUGGCGAGCCUCGCUCGAGUGUCCAUGUGUUUCCAAACGUGACCUCAGUUUCGCGAGUCGACUCUUUCGAAAUCAAAGACCCCCGAACAGGCAACAGCUACUUCUCGACCAACUUCCCCAACUUCGGCCUCCCCGACGGAGUCGUCAGAAUAGACGUGAACGCGGCAGAAACACGACGGGUCGCGGCUCCGAUCAACGAGAGCCUCACUCUGGAAUCGAAGCAAAAGAUUGUGCUCAGCGGCGCAGAGGGCGCGACCAUCGAGAGCAGGAGCAUCGUCUGGACAGCCAACAACGACAUCUUCUUCGGGAGCACAAACGGUGACAUCGUCAUCGACACCAAACAAGGCCUGUUUAUUGACGCCAAUAAAAUCCCGAUCGUUCCCACCUAUCUGCCGAAUCGAGCCGACGUCAACGGCCAGUACAAGGUUUGCGUCUGCAUGCCGCAGGGCAAGCUCUUCCGCGUUCCGAUCAAGGCCGGAGGCAGUGCGAGAGUCAACUGCGCCCGGGUCUCAAGCAGCCCCGCAGCGGAUCCCUGCCAGUCAACGGAAAUCUAGUCUUUUUAUACUUUUUUAAAUUAUUUAUUUCUUAGAUAGAUAGAUAGAUCAUCUUAGCUGUCGAAGAAAUCACGCAAGUGUAUAAAACGAAAAAAGUCACUAGAGUAGAAUGACAACGUGACAACAUAUCAAUUGCGUUACGGCGGUUACUGUACUUAAAUUGUCAAUAAAGUAGUUCAAUUUGUAAUAAAGAUUCACGACACACAAUUCUUUUUCUUUUUCUUUUU
Belonocnema kinseyi is the source of this 1576-nucleotide messenger RNA. RefSeq lists its product as uncharacterized. The record is from RefSeq and is a predicted model, not a curated record. Gene Ontology annotation, biological process: muscle organ development. Bases 279 to 1349 code for a protein of 356 amino acids. NCBI's taxonomy places the organism in Eukaryota, Metazoa, Arthropoda, Insecta, Hymenoptera, Cynipidae. The transcript is spliced from 3 exons. Gene Ontology annotation, cellular component: sarcoglycan complex; sarcolemma.